Messenger RNA from Topomyia yanbarensis, 1140 nucleotides. Its product is annotated as major royal jelly protein 4-like. Bases 1 to 1140 code for a protein of 379 amino acids. The transcript is spliced from 3 exons. NCBI's taxonomy places the organism in Eukaryota, Metazoa, Arthropoda, Insecta, Diptera, Culicidae. The record is from RefSeq and is a predicted model, not a curated record. Gene Ontology annotation, cellular component: extracellular region.
AUGUUCGUAUGGGUUUUAUAUUGGAGUCUAGUAUCCGUAGUAUGUUUCGCGGAUAACAAGCCACCAGACAAUACCGAUAAAAUUUAUCGAAUUAACGGGAAUUCGAUCGACUUCCCUUGUGAAUCUACGAAGAACAUUUUCAUCACUACCGAACGAUACAAACCAAGCAACAUCAUCCCGUUGCGGUUCCAGAUUGAUCACAAGCGUGAUCGUGCACUAUGUGUGUUACCUCGAUUACGAACUGGCAUUCCAGUUACGCUAGGAGUGAUUGAUCUAAAACGUGUGUCUUGUUACGCACACAUCAAACCGUACCCAUGUUGGGAUUAUCAGGAAGAGGGCAACUGCAAUUCCCUCCAGUCGGUCGUCGAUGCGUUCAUCGAUAUCAGACAAAACAUCUGGAUAUUGGAUACCGGUAUUACGAAUUAUUUGCAACAGCCUAUUAAACGAUGUUCGCCCAAGGUCGUAGCAUUCUCUCUCGAUAACGACAAAACCGUUAAGACCGUCGACUUGAGCGAAAUAGUGAAGCCAGCAUCUAGACUACAGUACAUCGUGGUAGACUACUCUUCGAGUGGAUCCCCUUACGUGUACAUAUCGGAUGCCGAGGGUGCGAUUAUAGUGCUGGAUAUUCAAAAUGGCAAGAGUUACCGUGUUGUAUUACCACGUGCCGUAUCAACAGGCUGUGGGGAGACGGACGUACUCUACCUGGUACUAGCGCGAAGGCCAAAGAAUCAAAACACCAUAAUCUUUUCGUACCUCUGCGGUCAGAAAGUUUACGCGAUCAAGUCGGAACAUCUUCGGACGGGUCGCGGAUCAAGUGCCAUCGUGGAACUUGGGAGCAAACAGAAGCACUCGGUACUACUUGGAACGGAUGGAGGUAAAAACGUAGUGUUACGAUACAGAGGCGAAAGUGAACUGUAUUUGUGGGACACGGAUCAAGCCUACAGGGAGUGCAACUUUGUGCUGGUGCAGAAUCCGGAAGAGUGUCGGCUGAGUACACAUGUCGCACCUGGAGGAAGAGACGAAUUGCUGUAUUCACUGUCGUCCAACAUUGCAGACUAUCUGAAUAACACAAGUGGAGCCGGAGGAGCUUCAGCUCGAUUAAAAUUCAUUAGCAAGGAUUGUGAUGACGAUUGCUAUUGA